This is a messenger RNA of Eurypyga helias (sunbittern), 841 nucleotides long. RefSeq names its product WAS protein family homolog 1 (gene WASHC1). The transcript has 5 exons. Gene Ontology annotation, molecular function: gamma-tubulin binding; alpha-tubulin binding. The record is from RefSeq and is a predicted model, not a curated record. Gene Ontology annotation, cellular component: recycling endosome; early endosome; WASH complex. Gene Ontology annotation, biological process: Arp2/3 complex-mediated actin nucleation; endocytic recycling; retrograde transport, endosome to Golgi. Lineage: Eukaryota; Metazoa; Chordata; Aves; Eurypygiformes; Eurypygidae. The annotation marks the transcript as partial.
GAUCUCUCAGCGGGUGGAGGCCAGCCGGGCACAGCUUCAGGCAAUCGGUGAGAGAGUCACACUCGCCCAAGCGAAGAUUGAGAAGAUAAAGGGCAGCAAGAAGGCUAUUAAGGUAUUUUCCAGUGCCAAGUACCCAGCCCCUGAGCGACUGGAGGAGUACAGUUCCAUUUUUGCUGGUGCAGAAGACCCAGCUAAACAGAAAUGGCCAAGACACAAGAUUCAGAGCAAGCACCGAGUGCUGGAUGAGAAAGCUCUGCAGGAGAAGCUCAAGUACUUUCCUGUGUGUGUGAGCACCAGAGUUCACCAGGAGGAUGAUGCAGAGGAAGGCCUUGGCAGCCUCCCCCGGAACAUCAGCUCCCUCAGCUCCCUGCUGCUCUUCAACACCACCGAGAACCUGUACAAGAAGUAUGUUUUCCUGGAUCCUUUGGCUGGAGCAGUGACCAAAACCCAUGUGGCUCUGGAAACAGAGACGGAAGAGAAGCUCUUCGAUGCUCCGCUCUCGAUCACCAAGAGGGGACAGCUGGACCGACAGGUAGCUGAAAAUUACUUCUACGUGCCAGAUCUGGGCCAGGUCCCUGAGAUCGACGUGCCAUCCUACCUGCCAGACCUGCCCGGCAUUGCUGCAGACCUCAUGUACAGUGCCGAUCUGGGCCCCGGCAUCGCACCGUCUGCCCCCAGCAGCGCUAUUCCAGAGCUGCCCACAUUCAGCACCGAGGCGGCGGAGCCUUUGCAACCAGGUAUUUCCAAUCCUCGCUCUCAAGACCCUGUGAAAGGAGGAAGACAGGGAUUGCUGGAAGGUGGAGACGAGGCAGGAAGUCCCGUGGUGGAGAGCACAAGAUAG